This is a messenger RNA of Siniperca chuatsi (mandarin fish), 1883 nucleotides long. Its product is annotated as dynein regulatory complex subunit 4-like. Gene Ontology annotation, biological process: flagellated sperm motility. Bases 159 to 1595 code for a protein of 478 amino acids. The transcript is spliced from 11 exons. NCBI's taxonomy places the organism in Eukaryota, Metazoa, Chordata, Actinopteri, Centrarchiformes, Sinipercidae. Gene Ontology annotation, cellular component: microtubule; motile cilium; Golgi apparatus. Gene Ontology annotation, molecular function: small GTPase binding; microtubule binding. The record is from RefSeq and is a predicted model, not a curated record.
AGAAAAAAACCGAUCACCUGACGCCGUUGCCAUGGCAGCGCCUCUUGUUUAGCUAGCUACAUGUAGCCGAGGACUGGGUCUGCGGCUCGGCUAGCUAGCACUUUUAAAAUUUAACUUUUGUCGCUACCGACAUUUGUGAGCCCGCACGAAACUUCACGAUGCCACCCAAGAACAAAAGCAAAAAGGCUGCGAAGGGGAAGUCCUCAGCAGUGGUGGACGGUAUUUCAACGGAAGAGAUGUCCAAGGAUCAGCUGGAGGAGCACAUAGUUCGCCUGCGGGAGGAGCUGGACAGAGAGCGGGAGGAGAGGAGCUACUUCCAGCUGGAGAGGGACAAGAUCCAGGCCUUCUGGGAAAUCUCCAAGAGGAGCGUGGAGGAGACGAAGGCCGAGCUGAGGAACAGACUCAGGGAGAGAGAGGAGGCCGAGGAGCGCCACCGAGUGGAGAUCACUGUGUACAAGCAGAAGCUGAAGCACGUCCUGUCUGAACACCACGGCACGAUCUCUGGGCUGAAGACGGACGCCGUCGCCUCGACCUCGCUGAUCCAGAACCGGCACACAGAGUCGGAGCUCGGGCUGCAGAGAGAAAUGCACGGCCUGCAGGCGGACUUCAGAGAGAAGAAGGUCCGCAACGAAACCUGCAUCAAGGAGCUCAAGCUGAAACACCAGGUGGAGUUAAUGGAACUGGCGAACGACUAUGACAGACGAAUCAGAGAAAUUGAGGUGAAAUAUCACAAGAAAAUGCAGACAAUGAUCGAAGCGGAGGGCAAAAAGCGGAGGGCUGAGAUCCUCGAGCUCGAGGACAGAAUGAAGAGCCGAGUUGUGGCUCUGGUAGAGGACCACGACAGAGCUCUCAGAGGAGCUGAGGAGUACUACUCUGCUAUUCAAAGUAAACUGCUGGCGGAUCAGAAGGUGCUGAAGGAAGAACUUGCAGAGGUGAAGCAGCAGCAGGCGCGAGCGGACAAAGAGCUUUCAGCAGCUGAGCAGGAGAACAGACGUCUGAGCGAGUCUCUGCAGGACGCACAACAGAAGCUGCCCGAGCUCCGAAAACAGCUGGAAGACUACAACCAGGCCAAGGCCAAGGCGGCGACGACUAGAGCUCGAGUGAAGGUCAUUGAAAAGGAACUGAGAGCUCUGACAGUGGAGCACGAGCUGCUGCUGCAGGCGUUUGAAAAGGUUCAGCAAGAGCGCGAUGAGCUGUUGAAGAAGCAGACGGAGGCCAUUCUGGACGUACAGCAGAAGAGCGGACUGAAGGAGCUGUUGCUGGAGAGGAAGUUGGCAGCGCUGACAGAAACUCUGGAGAAGAGGGAGGCUCAGCUCUGCGCCGCACUCUCGGCCUCCGUCGUCGACCAAACUGCAGGCCGCAGCGCCGCAAACAAACUCGAGGAAAUGUUGGAGUCGAAACACGUCGCCAUCAGUGACUUCCAGUGUGAGUUGGCUCGAGAUUGUAAGGAGUAUGACGACCUGCUGCAGACCUGUAAGGAGAAGCUGAAGGCUCUGGGUGUCCCUCUGUACGACUUUCCCUUCAGGCCCUCCGAGCAGGUCCUGGGCGGACAGACUCAGGUACAGGACUCUCCUGGACCUUCCUCCAAACGCUGAACUCCUCCAGGUGUCACACUCACCUGCUCUACCUGGAUACUUUCCAACCCAAACUACUUAACUUCCCCACCUCUCCCUUUGAUCGUUUCCUAAAGACGAGUUGCAUGAGAAAAUGAAUAUGCAGUUUGCUGCAGAUUUUAAAUAAAUGUAAGAUAAUGUUUCUUUCUGAGGGGGACUAGUCCUUUAUCCUGGUUACUAAACCAUGAUGCUGCUGGUGAUGACUGUUUACCAGGUAAACUAAAUCACAAAGGACACUCUCAUACAAUAAACAAUAUUUUUGUCACAAUA